Molecule: messenger RNA, 6501 nt
Organism: Epithele typhae
Lineage: Eukaryota; Fungi; Basidiomycota; Agaricomycetes; Polyporales; Epitheliaceae
Product: ARM repeat-containing protein
Exons: 19
Coding region: 1-6501 (2166 amino acids)
Biological process (GO): establishment or maintenance of microtubule cytoskeleton polarity; microtubule polymerization; mitotic spindle organization
Cellular component (GO): kinetochore; spindle pole body; microtubule plus-end
Molecular function (GO): microtubule plus end polymerase activity; microtubule plus-end binding
Source: RefSeq, a predicted model, not a curated record
AUGGCGGACGGCGCGCCGGCCCCGGAGGAAGACUUCACUACCCUCUCUAUCCCGGACAGACUCGCACACAAGAACUGGAAAGCUCGCGUCAGCGCCUAUGAGACCCUGGUCAAGACUUUCCAAAAUACGGCCUCAGACACCGAUCCCGCGUUCAAGCCCUACGUGAACAACCCGGACACCCUCAAGAAGAUCGCCACAGACGCGAAUGCCGUCGCACAAGAGAAGGGCCUAGAGUGCUUGGUAGCGUUCGUGAAGUUCGCAGGAGAGAAUGCAGCGGGCACACGCAGUACGGUCGUUCCAGCUUUGGUGGACAAGUGCUUCGGUUCUGCGCGUGCGGGGACGAAGACGCAGGCUGUUGAACUCUCGCUGCAGUAUGUGGAGGUUGAGAACGGUGCCGCGGGCGUUGUGGAGAAUCUACUGCCCGGACUCGCGGCAAAGCAGCCAAAGGCAGUUGCCGGGUGUGUGACUGCAUUGAAGGAGAUUGUUCGAGUGUUCGGUACUUCGGUGGCUCCGCCGCCGCCGCUACUAAAGGCUCUUCCGAAGAUAUUUGCCCACUCCGACAAGAAUGUGCGUGCGGAGGGCACUCAACUGGCUAUAUCGCUCUACCAGUACAUCGGACCUGCUAUCGACAACUUCCUCAAUGAUCUCAAGCCCGUUCAAGUGAAGGAGUUGAAGGAGGCCUUCGAGGCCUUGGAGAAGGAGGGGAAGGGGAGGGGAAGCGUCAAGCCCGACAGGUUGACUAGGCAAGGUGCAAGGGAAGCAGAGGCCGCAGCAGAAGCCGGAGGUGAUGCGGGUGGUGAGGAUGCGGGUCCUGCAGAAGUGGAAGAAGCCCCUCUCGAUCCCCGGGCAUUCGCGGAAGAAGUGGACAUCAUUCCUAAACUCCCUGCUAACCUGCAAGCGUCGCUGAAGUCUUCCAAGUGGAAGGAGAGGAAGGAGGCUCUGGAUGAACUGCUCGCGCUGGUCAAUGCUUCGCUGAAGAUCAAAGAGGCCACAGAGCUUGGGGAGCUGUCCCGAUCACUCGCACUAUGCAUACAGAAGGACGCGAACGUCAACUGUGUCAUGGUCGCCGCGAACUGUUUGGAGGGUCUUGCGAAGGGGGAGAGCGUCGUUCCGCCGAUUAUGGAGAGGCUGAAGGAACGGAAGGCCAGCGUCACAGAUGCAAUUGGCAAUGCUCUCGACGCCAUCUUCGUCUCCACAACUCUGACAGACAUCCUUCCCGAUGUUCUGCCCGCCCUCAACAACAAGAACCCACAGGUGAAGGAAGGCGCUCUCAAAUUCAUUACAAGGUGCUUGUCUACUUCCCCAACACCAAUCCCUGGACCCCAGGUCAAGCCGGUAUCUGAAGCGCUUGCGACGCUGUUGGACGACUCCUUCGAGGGGGCUCGAAAUGAGGCUGCGAUCGGUCUCGGUACUCUCAUGAAGAUGGUCGGGGAGCGUCCACUCAACGCUGUAAUGGACGGUCUGGCGGACGUCAAAAAGGCGAAGGUCAAGGAGGCGUUUGACAGUGCUCAGGUGAAGGCGAAAGCUGGAUCUGGUCCUGCUUCAAAGCCGAAAGCUGCCGCCCCGCCCACUGCGAAAGCUCCUCCCAAGAAGAUGCCGCCCGCCAAACAACCACCCACUGUUGAUCUCCCUGCCGUCCCUGCAGUGGAUGAGCCCCCACCAGCCGAAGACAAACCUGUGAAGAAGCCCCCCGCUCGACUCAUGGCGAAGAAGCCCACUGCUGCUGGAGGCGACAGUGGUGUGUCUGCUCCUCUUCCGCCGGCAGCAGCUACCUCCAAGCCUUCGAAGGGUGGAGCUGCCCCGGCACCUGGCGCUCUCGACACUUUCAAAUACAAGCAUACACCUGAGGACGCGGAAGCACUGGCGGCGGAGAUGAUUCCUGCACAGUAUGCCACUGAUCUGGGCGACUCCAACUGGAAGACCCGACUUGCCGCGCUGGAGGAGAUGACGACUUGGGUCGAGGGUGCCGCUGGAGAGCUGGAUUCGGAAGUUGUGGUCCGGUUCCUGGCCAAGAAAGGAUGGAACGAGAAGAACUUCCAGGUGUCUGCCAAGUUGUACGGCAUUUUGGGCAUCCUGGCCACUAGCUGCCCCACUUUCGGCCGUGGUUCCGCUGCUCUCGCCAUUCCUCAUCUCAGCGAGAAGCUCGGUGACAUGAAGCUCAAGAAGCCGGCAGGCGACACUCUACUCACGUUCGCCGAGAAAACUUCUCUCCAGUUCGUCUUUGGCCACGCCUAUGAACCCCUGUCCAAAGCGAAGGCACCGAAGACGCUUGCCGACGCGCUCACAUGGAUGGAGCAGGCUCUCACCGAAUUUGGUAUUGCCGGCCUGUCUCUGCGCAGUCUAAUUGAAUUCUUGAAGACAGCGCUGAAGAACUCCAACGCGGCCGUGCGGACCAGCGCUACCAAGACGUUGGUCACUGUGAAGGUGUUUGCUGGUCCAUCGAUCAAGGAUCUUCUCGAGGAUGUUAACCCUCAGCUGUUGGCUACAAUCAUGUCCGAAUUCGACAAGGCUGACGGAAAGCCCGUUCCCGAACCAACCCGGACGUCUGAAGAUCUCGCUUCGUUGGCUCCAGCGGCAGGUUCCAGCAGCAAGGCUGCGGCAGGUGGUGGGGACCCGUUAGACGACCUGUUCCCUCGUGUGGAAAUCGACGGUCUCCUGAAGGGUACGACGAUUCUUGCAGACUCGAAGAGCGAUGCGUGGAAGGCCAAAAAGGAGGCCCUUGAGACAUUACAGGCCAUCCUCGAUCAAGGCUCGAACAAGCGAUUGAAGCCCACCAUGGGCGAAAUUGGGCAGGUUCUGAAGGCGCGCGUAACCGACGCGAACAAGGCUGUGCAGAUGCUCGCCCUGGACAUUGUUGCACGCAUCGCGACUGGGAUGGGCAAACCGUUCGACAAACAAACACGCUUCUUUGUCGUCCCGGUUUGCACCGUGCUCGCCGAUCAGAAGGCUCCCAUUCGCGCCGCAGCGGUGCAGACUCUAACUGCUAUGGUCAACGCCUGCGAAGGGUUUGAAUCCAUGGUUAGCGGGAUUGCCACUGGUCUCGAGACCACGAAUCCACUUCAGCGUGCUUCGCUGCUGGGUUGGAUCGCCGACUACUUCAAGGAGCACGAGCUUACCCCCGGACUCGAUAUCAGUAGUUGGGCUGGUUCGACCGUCUCUUGUCUCGACGACAGGAAUGGUGACGUCAGGAAGGCAGCGCAAGCCCUACUUCCCACUCUCAUCACCAGCGCUGGCUUUGACUACGUCAUGAACCAGACCAACUCGCUCAAGCCGGCCUCGAAGUCGACAGCCGUUCCUAUCAUCCAAGCAGCGCGACCUUCGGCCCCCACAGCCGCCCCCAAAGCCGUCGAAGCACCUCCCCGAGAACCCUCUCCCCCGCCGGCCGCAGAGACUGGAUCCAAAAUGGCGCCGCCUGGCAAGAUUGGUGGCGUGCGACGCAAGCUGCCGCAAGGCACAAUCCCUCGUCCCGAGUCUCGCGCGGAAGCUGAAGCGCCUGUCUCGCGCCUUGCUGGGCCCGGCGGCAAGAUCGGCAUGGGACUCAAGCGACCUGGAGCAGCAGGACCCUCGAAGGCUGCGCCGCCUGUGGCGGAGUCCUCGUCUUCUUCAUCCUUGAUCUUUACAACAUCCAACCCCGGUGUCAAGGCGUCGCGGCUGAACAAGGAUGUGAACAAGUGGGUCAUCGAGUCCGGGCCAUCGCGUAAAGACCUUGCCGAGCUGCUCCAGCACCAGAUGGAGCCCCAUGCGUCGAAGGAACUGCUGAAUCGCCUCUUCAGCCACGAUCACAAUGCGGUCAACGACCAUACCACCGGCCUCGGGUUGAUACAAGACUUCUACCUCACAGGUCAGACGGGUGACGACACGCUCCAGUCGAUAUGCAUCGCGAACUCAGAUCUCGCCCUCAAGUUCGUAUCAAUCAGGAUACACGAGCCUCAGUCCAACUUGGUGCAGAAAUGUCUCGACGCGGUCGAAGCUGUCCUAGCGUUCUUCCAGAGUAUCGAUCACCAGCUGUCGGAUCAAGAAGCUUUGGUGUUUAUCCCCACUAUCAUCCACAAGCUCGGUGACGCACGCGAACCUGUGAGAGCACGAGUGGCUCAGAUUGUCCAGACUCUUCCCAAGGUCUACGCAUACAGUCGAGUCUUCCAGCUGCUGCUUGAACAAGGUCUGCAAUCCAAGGUCGCCAAGACAAGACAAGGCACCUUGGAUGAGCUGGCAGGUCUGCUCAAGAAGUUCGGUGUUGGGACAUGCGAACCUGCGAAGGCGUUCCUCAAGAUUGCGACCAUGAUCUCGGACAAGGAUCCAGCAGUACGCAAAUCGGCACUUGCAGCUUUGAGCGAGGGAUACGUACUUGUCGGCGAAAAGAUUUGGUCUCUCGUUGGUCACUUGACACCAAAAGACAAGACGCAGCUUGAAGAGAGAUUGCGACGAGUUCCUGGGGGGAGCAGUCAUGAUCAUGUGGAACCCGCCCAACUCGCCACGCAUGCCUCUCGAAUCGCCACCGGCAUUCACAGGUCAGGCUCUCCCGCCCCCGGUGCGACUUCACGAAUAGCGGGCAUCCCACGCGCAGCAAGUCCCUCCCUCGCCCCUCCUUCCCGUGUUACGCGCCCCGGUUCUCCUUCCCAAAUGGCUCGCUCUUCAUCCCCUGCUCCUUCUCAGGUCUCAAAACUCACCGGUCCGUCAGGCAUACAAGCGCCUGGGUCGCCGACCGGUCUGGCACGCCCUAAGAGUUUCCUUCCCUCUCGGCUUGGUCCCCCGCGGUCACGGCUGAACGGCGUUGCCCAGAGUGGGCUCCCGCCUCCGUCCACAUCGUCGCGAUCUUCUCUCGACGAGUACGCAGCAAACGGUCAUCAUGCCACGACAAGCCGACAGUCGAUCGAGGAAGAGCGCGAGCAGGAAGAGAACGGCUCGGACGAAAUCACUGUCACCAUCUCGAGCAUUCUCAGCAACGACGCGGGCCGGAGCGUCGAGGCACUCAAGAAAAUCCAGAAGGUGCUCGAGGUCGGGUCCGAAGAUGGACCUGCGUCUCCUGUGUAUCAGGACCUUGCGGAGCAUACCGAAGGCUUGAUCGAGACGAUUACCUUACAGAUGGCGCAUGUUUUCGAGCACCCGGACGACAUCGCCCAGCCGGACAACUUCCGUUUGGCGAAGCACCUCAUCCAGACCCUCAACGCGUUCUGCGACCACGUCUUGCUGGCGGAGUCCUUGACUGUCGAUAUCUUGACGUCAUUGCUAGAAGAGUUGACGCUGCGCUUGCUGCAGACAGAUAACAGCCCGGACAAUAAGGUCAAGGACCUUUCCCGUUUCAUCAACAUGAUCAUUCUUCGCUUGUUCGCCACGGGACGACGCAUGUCUAUAUUCCGCGCUCUCUUUGCUCUACUGCUGCGCAUUGUGAAACCAUUCCCCGCCAAUGGCACCGCUCCCGACUCCCAGCAGGCGAAGGUGGCUGAGCUGGUGCUCAAGUGCGUCUGGAAGUUGGCCAGGACCAUUCCUCAGGACCUGGAGAAGAAUGCGCUUGAUCCGGUCGAGUUGUUCCCUGCCGUCGAACACUUCCUUCAGUCCGUACCGCCCAACGAAUGGCGAGCUCGUGCGACCAACAAAGUACCCUGCGGAGACAUGCCUCUGCGGACGAUCAAGGUCAUCAUCCAGCACGUAGUAGCUCAUUACGCUGAUGACGUAUAUGACCACCUCUCUUCUGCCUUCGACGAUCCUUCCGCUACCAUCGUAUACCCCUACGUCUACCGCAUCCUCAACUCGUCGCAGAAGACCGCAGCGGAGGUACCCCUGCGUCACGAGUCGAUACAAGAAGAGCCUGUGAAACAACCGACCUCUGCGAUGAGCAGCAGGCCAAUGUCGCCUCAAGAGACGGCAUCUGUGUCCUCGCGCUCGGUAACGUCGGACCCUCGACCGCCAUCUUCGAGCCAUUCGCGAAGUCGCAGUGUAUCGUCAACUGCUGAGACCGUGCAAGAGCCGGACUUGGACGAUCAGCUGAACACCAUCAUCGACCACAUCUCUAGCGAGCUGACGGGUGCAAUGCACAAGGAGGGUAUCACGGAGCUGCAUCAGUACUUGAAGGCCUACCCACACAAGAAACCUAAGGUGGACAAAAUCCUUGAGUCGACCGGUCCUGCAUUCCGCAAGUACAUCAGCCGUGCACUCGCUAGUCGGGCGGCUGAAGACGAGGAGAGGAAUGUGGCUGUUGCCCAAACGCUGUCCAGACUAGAGCUGAACGGGUACACUCGUGACCGAACGUCGAGCAUUUCAAGCGUUCGUGACCUAAAUGGUCAUGGACCCACACCCCUGUCUCCUACAGCCUCAAGCAGCAGUCGGGUGGACGCAUCCCCUCGAUCUCCCCCUCGAUCGAGCUUGUCCGAUCUGCCUAAUGCGCAGCAGGACCGCCUAUCUAGAUUGCACAACCUGUUCCAGUACAAUCGACAGAGCACCAUCAGCAACGGUCCCGCUCCUGGAUCUGGGCUGGGCGCGGACGGGCUACAGUCAGCGAUCUAA